Molecule: messenger RNA, 1401 nt
Organism: Colletotrichum chrysophilum
Lineage: Eukaryota; Fungi; Ascomycota; Sordariomycetes; Glomerellales; Glomerellaceae
Gene: KYN2
Product: Kynureninase 2
Exons: 3
Coding region: 1-1401 (466 amino acids)
Biological process (GO): NAD+ biosynthetic process
Cellular component (GO): cytoplasm
Molecular function (GO): kynureninase activity; pyridoxal phosphate binding
Source: RefSeq, a predicted model, not a curated record
AUGGAUACCUCCAGCAGAGCAUACGCAGAAUCUCUGGAUCAGAAGGACGCCCUGCGGCACACGCGGGACGAGUUUGUCAUCCCGACCAAGCAAGAGGUCACCAGCAAGACCCUGGCAAAGAAAGAUGAGGGCUCCGAGCAGAAGCAGCAGAAAUGCACCUACCUCUGCGGCAACUCUCUCGGUCUGCAACCCAAGCGCACGUCUGAGAGGAUACAGCAGUACCUCGCAACAUGGGCGACACAGGGCGUCCAGGGCCAUUUCAAGCCGUUGGACGACUCGCCCCUUCCGACAUGGCUCGACGUUGACGCCAAGGCAUCCAAGAUGAUGGCUCCCAUCGUCGGCGCCGACCCUUCUGAGGUCGCUGUAAUGCAGACGCUCACGGCCAACCUCCACCUGCUGAUGUCGGCCUUUUACAAGCCUCAAAAGGACGGCCGGCACAAGAUCAUCCUGGAGAGCAAGGCUUUUCCCAGCGAUCACUUCGUCGUCGAGACGCAGAUCAGACACCACGGCCUCUCCCCGGAAACCUCCAUGGUCUGCAUCGAGCCCAAGGACGCCGCAAAGGACAGCACGCUCAGCACCGAGCACAUCCUCUCUGUAAUCGCGGAGCACGCCUCCGAGACCGCCCUGCUCCUCCUGCCGGGCAUCCAGUACUACACCGGCCAGCUCCUCGACAUCCCGACCAUCACGGCCUUCGCGCGCAAGCACUCCGUCUUCGUCAUCUGGGACCUCGCCCACACCGUCGGCAACGCGCCCCUGCGGCUGCACGACUGGGACGUCGACGCCGCGGCGUGGUGCACGUACAAGUACCUCAACGGCGGGCCGGGCUGCAUCGGCGGCGCCUUCGUCCACGAGCGCCACUCCCGCGUGACGACGGCCGUCUCGGACCCGGACGCCGCGUCGGGGUACACGAACCGCUUCGCCGGGUGGUGGGGCAACGACAAGUCGUCGCGCUUCGUCAUGGCGACCAAGUUCCACCCGGCGCCCGGCGCGGCGGGGUUUCAGCUGAGCAACCCCAGCGUGCUGGAUAUCACCAGCCUCUGCGCGUCGCUCGAGGUGUUUGAGCUGGCCGGCGGGGUAGUGCCGCUGAGGGAGAAGUCGCUGCGGCUGACGGCAUAUCUGGAGGGCUUGCUCGAUGGGCUGCCGGAGGAUGUGCAGGCGUUGUUCAGGAUCAUCACCCCGCGGGAGCCCGAGGCGAGGGGUGCGCAGCUGAGUCUGAUGCUUGCGGAUGGACUGCUGGACGGGGUGAUGGAGUACUUCGAGGAAGAGGGGGUCAUCAUUGACGAGAGGAAGCCGAAUGUCGUGCGGGUUGCACCGGCGCCUUUGUAUAAUAACUUUGUGGACUGCUUCGAUUUUGUCGAGCAGUUUGCAAAGGCUCUGAGGAAGGCAAGCAAGAGUUCGUAG